This is a messenger RNA of Brienomyrus brachyistius, 2847 nucleotides long. RefSeq names its product jumonji domain containing 6, arginine demethylase and lysine hydroxylase (gene jmjd6). NCBI's taxonomy places the organism in Eukaryota, Metazoa, Chordata, Actinopteri, Osteoglossiformes, Mormyridae. Bases 275 to 1486 code for a protein of 403 amino acids. Gene Ontology annotation, molecular function: P-TEFb complex binding; histone H4R3 demethylase activity. The transcript is spliced from 6 exons. Gene Ontology annotation, cellular component: cytoplasm; nucleus. The record is from RefSeq and is a predicted model, not a curated record. Gene Ontology annotation, biological process: phagocytosis.
UCUUCUAGAAAUUUAAUUAGCUUGUCUUCCUCACAUUUUAGUAGGUAAUGUUAGCACGUAGCCAUCUUAGUUUAUUGAGUCUUUGAGUCCCGAAAUCACUGAUCGCCACACACUUUAAGCAAAAUUAGCUGUAUAUCUACCUUGUUAGUUUGAUAGUGGCCUAGCAGUAAACCGAAAAAAACGUUACCGGUGAUUCCCCCUGCGUCACUUCAAGCUAGUUAAGACUAGCAAGUAAAAGUUAGUGGAUAGGCAGUUAUUUGGGCAAAAUCAAACGAUGAACCAUAAAAGCAAGAAAAGGAUUAAAGAGGCGAAACGGAGUGCUAGACCCGAACUGAAGGACUCGUCAGACUGGACGAAACAUGAUUACUAUGAGAAUUUUGAUUUGUCUCUUCGGACGGUGAAGGAUAAUGUGGAGCGUGUGGACUCCCGUCAGCUGAACCAGGAGGAGUUCGCUCAGCGCUUCGAGAAGCCCUACAAACCGGUGGUUUUGCUUAACUGCCAGGACGGCUGGCCUGCUCGCGAGAAAUGGACCUUAGAGCGGCUGAAACGCAAGUACCGCAACCAGAAGUUCAAGUGCGGCGAGGACAACGACGGCUACUCGGUGAAGAUGAAGAUGAAGUACUACGUCGAGUACAUGGAGUCGACACAAGAUGACAGUCCCCUCUACAUCUUUGACAGCAGCUAUGGGGAGCAUGCUAAACGCAGAAAACUGUUAGAUGAUUAUCAGGUUCCAGAAUUCUUUCGUGAGGACCUGUUUCAGUUUGCUGGAGAGAAGCGCAGACCCCCCUACAGGUGGUUCGUGAUGGGGCCCUCUCGUUCCGGAACUGGCAUUCACAUUGACCCUCUGGGCACCAGUGCGUGGAAUGCCCUGGUGCAGGGUCACAAACGCUGGUGCCUGUUUCCCACCCACACUCCGCGGGAGCUCAUUAAGGUCACCCGUGAUGAGGGAGGCAACCAGCAGGACGAAGCCAUCACCUGGUUCAGUGUGAUCUAUCCCCGGACACAGCAGCCUACCUGGCCCACUGAGUUCAAGCCGCUGGAGAUCCUGCAGAAGCCGGGGGACACGGUCUUCGUUCCCGGCGGCUGGUGGCACGUCGUACUCAACCUUGACACAACCAUGGCCAUAACCCAGAAUUUUGCAAGCACCGCCAACUUUCCGGUCGUGUGGCACAAAACUGUGCGUGGUCGACCAAAGCUCUCCAGGAAGUGGUACCGGAUCUUAAAGCAGGAGCGACCAGAGCUAGCAGCACUAGCAGAUUCUGUAGAUUUGCAAGAAUCAACAGGCAUUGCCUCGGACAGCUCUAGUGACUCCUCAUCCUCUUCUUCCUCUAGCUCUUCUGACUCGGACUCAGAGGGUGAGUCUGGCUCUGAGGGAGAUGCCAUGUCACAUCGCAGGAAGAAGAGAAGAACAUGCAGCAUGAUGGGAAAUGGCGACAGCACUACACAGGAUGACUGCGUGAGCAAGGAACGCAGCUCAUCUCGGUGACACACAGAUCACCUCUCACCUCCAUCUUAGUCUGCUCUUCUGGGCAGUUAUCCUUCGGAUUAGCUGACGCUAAAUACAUCAUCUUGGUCUCUACCACAAUUGUGCUUUUAUAUAUAGUUGAUAUUACUGCCUCUUAGCUUAUAUCUCCUGUUUUGCCCUCGACAAAAGUCUUGCUUGUCUGAGUGGAUGAAUAGCACGGACGGUAUUUAGUGGCUUUUACAAAGCUGAAUUUCAGUUUGGCGCAUCUUGCUCUGGGAGUAGGUGGAAAAUAUGUUCAAAUGGGCUGAUUUGUUGCCUUUUGCAAGUAGAGUGCAAAAAAAUCAGGCUGAAUGAAAUUCCCAGGGAGUUGGUGGACAUUUUUUGCAGUGCCACUGAUGUGUUGCAGGACUUCUGUGGGAGUUAUGCUCCUUGGUCAGUACUUCUCAAAAUGACUGUUUAAUAAUGAAGUAAUUGUUUUCUUGGAAACAUAAUCAGGAUUCGGGUUUAACACUUGCUGCCUUAGUAUCUGGGGAACCUAAAAAAUGUAAUGGUUAUAAUUAUCAUUGAGGACCUAGAAUUGCUGAAAAAUGUUUAGGCAAACGGUUAGGCAGAGUAUGGAGUUGAGUUGGUUUAAAGCUGCCAUAGUUUUUUUUCUUUUUAAGAUUGCAAGGAAGUUUAUAUAAAUUUAUGCGCAAUAUUCCUUACGAUGCCCUUAAGGAUAUUUUUGUACAACAUAAUGAACUUUCCAUUGCAUUAUAUUUAAUAAUAAAGUUUUCAUACCCAUCGAAGUUAUGGAUGUGCAGAAACCAAGGAAGAUGUGCCUCAACAUGCAAGGACAUGGUAAUGUGAAUGAACCACAUCCCUGAGCUGUGAGUUUUGUAUUGUUGCGGUUGAUUGUGUCGCGGUGGCAGAAGUGAUGAGAGAAACCAUCUCCAUAGCCACGUUUGAAAUGCAGUCAGUGCUACCGGAUUUGUUUUUUUAUAGAACAUUAAUGUUAUCUUAGGAAAGGAAAUGUAUACUAAGUUAAGCUUGAAUACGUGUAUGUCCAUGCCAAUGUUUAUAUUUGGUUUGAUGGUGUGAUGUAUGACUGAAAUUCAUUGACUUUUAAAGAGGGCAGGUCAGUUGUACUAUUUUGGAUGGUGCAAUGUCUAUUACAGUUUUUAAAGUUGUUACGAAUUUAUAGCGCGGCAGCGGAAAUUGUGACAAUGGGACGGCAUUUCUGAUUUAAGAGGUGCAAGAUGCGUACACUCCUAUAUUAAUCACAGUCCUACAGCGAGCAGUAUCCGCCGUAUGUGGGCCUGUCGUAAAUGUAUCCACAGAUUUGUAUCAUAUCAAAUUUUGUUCAAAUUUGUAGUGAAUUAAUAAAUUUGUAUGUUAUCACA